Molecule: messenger RNA, 741 nt
Organism: Mollisia scopiformis
Lineage: Eukaryota; Fungi; Ascomycota; Leotiomycetes; Helotiales; Mollisiaceae
Exons: 2
Coding region: 1-741 (246 amino acids)
Source: RefSeq, a predicted model, not a curated record
AUGGGCAUCCCACACUCCACCGCCCGCUGGGUAGCUCCAGUUUCCUUCCUCAUUGACUUCGCAGCCCAGCAAUAUGGCAUGCUCAGCUCCCCCAACAUGAAAGACGUCCACGACGCAAACCUCUCCUUCUGGUCCCCCCAACCAUUCUUCAUUGCCGGAUUCUUCUUCCCGCAACAAUUGUUCCAAUUAGCGUGGCUGUAUCGCCUUUGGAAACUCGACCCCUCAAAAGGCGAGAAGGAACGACAAGAGACGCAGCAGAUGGUGGAUUUCGUGCCGUAUUAUGCUGUAGGCAAUUUGUGCAUUGCUACUUGGAUGAUAUUCUGGAAUGCCUCGGCGCUGAAAACAGCCAAUAUCUUCGUCCUCAUAAAUUCCUUUACACAGCUCUAUUACAUUUUCUUCCGUCUCCCACCUAUGAAUACUCGCUCCACUUCCUCGGUCCUCACGCACAUCGUCUCCAAGACCUUCGCUGGAAUUGGAGUCCUAGAUUUCUUACACAAUGGUUCGGUUGCAUAUUUCGAUCAUCAGGGUCCGAAUAUGUUGGUGAAGGUCGGGACCGGAUUGGGAUUUGCGGCUUUGGCUAGUGUUAGUGAUUGGAUUUUUGGAGGGUGUUUGGUGUAUGAUCUUGUGGCGCUGAGCGUGGGUCAGAGUGGGAUUAAGGGACAAGAGGGUUGGGGACGGUUGUUGGGCAUGUAUGCUGCGGGGACGGCGGCUGUCGUUGGUGUGAGGAAUUGGUUGAGGUAG